AUGUCGGCGGCGACAAGGAGUGCCAGUAGUGCGGGGCAGCCUGGCAGGUGUCGAUGGGCAUCUACUUCAAUUUAUUUUUCACAUGAGGAAUUCGUGAUGUUGCCAUUGUUGCUCAUUCUACCUGCCGUGAUGGCGGACUCAUUUUGGAUGACCGCCGAUUUGCUGAGAGUGGACUGGAGUGAAGGAUGUCUAACCACCGCCGGUUGUUCCCACCCCAGAUUUGAGAUAAUUGGAGAUUUGCUCCUACUAACUGAGGAGAUCUCUAUCAGUUGGCCUAUCUCCGAGCAUUUUGUGCAGGACACCUCGCGCUCAUUCGUAUCUCACUGGGCGAAAGGUAAGCCGGAAGAUCUGAAGCUCAGGUGCCAGGUGGUUGGCACCGACCCGCUCUAUGGGUUUCCGCGAGUCUGUGACCAUACCGCGUCAGUCCGCGCCUUUCCGGAUGGAGACGGGAUAUUGGAACGGAGACGGCGUCAGGCGAUGGUCACAACCACUCCUCUGCCAGAAGAGGAACUGGGCAAGAGGCUAAUUGAAAUUCGGGCCAGGUGUUUCAACGCCACUGUAGCAGUGGAGAAGCAUACAGAGAGAUGUCCAUGGUGCCCGGACCCUUUAGAUGUGACCCUCAUCGAGCAUAGGCUGCCAGGUGAUCCCUCGUCUGCCUUUUCAACUUCCAUUUUCUCUCGGCUGAAGAGUGACGACAAGAUUUUGCAAGCCUCUUUGCUGACACUGGCAGCAGUCUCUAUUCUGACGUCGAUGAGUUUCGCUUGUGCACUAGUUGCUCUUCUUCGUCAGAAAAGGUCUCAUCGGCAGAUUACGGUAAAGUCACGCUGUCAACCAUAUUCCGCACCAAACUGCAAGAUUUCAGAGGAAGAGAAUAGAUAUGAUAUGCCAUGGGAACAAACACUUCCGCUCACUUAUUGCGUAUCCUCUUCAUCUAAAUCGACUACGACAUCACCGCUGGACUCGACAUCGUCAUUUGGUGCAUCGUCGUCGGUCAUUAAUCCAUACAGCUUCCGACCCGGGUGCGCUAUACCGCAGACGCAAAUUUACCAUCAUAUCUCCCCGAAUUCUUCCGCAACUGCCGGACGUGACUUUGGACUGGGAUCCAUCUAA
This is a messenger RNA of Cylicocyclus nassatus, 1110 nucleotides long. The record is from the annotation of a GenBank genome assembly. NCBI's taxonomy places the organism in Eukaryota, Metazoa, Nematoda, Chromadorea, Rhabditida, Strongylidae.